UAGCGCUAGACCAGACAGGACGCGUCGGCGACACGAAUUCACCGUUCUAAUAUUCAUAAGCGGUACACGUCUUCACUGUACGUUUUGCUUCCGUCCGCCAUCGUCGCCAUUCGACCAGUUUUCGCCGUUUUCAAGAAUCGUUCAACGUCAACUAUUCAAAAAUGCCAGUAAAUCCGAGUGCAAUGCAAUCAACCAAUAAUGGUCCCAGGUCACCAUCUAAACCAGGCGCAUCUAGAACAGCCGGAAAUGUGCUUAGACAGCGAAAAACUGCUGCACCCACUACAUCAGUUAGAAACCGUAAUACUGGAACUAGCAGUGGAGGUAUGUGGCGUUUCUACACAGAUGACUCACCUGGAAUUAAAGUAGGACCUGUGCCCGUGUUAGUGAUGUCUUUGUUAUUCAUUGCCUCCGUUUUUAUGUUGCAUAUUUGGGGAAAAUAUAAUAGAGCUUAAUUUCUUUGUUUAAUUUA
Molecule: messenger RNA, 469 nt
Organism: Acyrthosiphon pisum (pea aphid)
Lineage: Eukaryota; Metazoa; Arthropoda; Insecta; Hemiptera; Aphididae
Gene: Sec61beta
Product: Sec61 translocon subunit beta
Exons: 4
Coding region: 162-452 (96 amino acids)
Biological process (GO): intracellular protein transport
Cellular component (GO): Sec61 translocon complex
Source: RefSeq, a predicted model, not a curated record